Messenger RNA from Choloepus didactylus (southern two-toed sloth), 8399 nucleotides. It is a transcript of the gene SPATA13, whose product is annotated as spermatogenesis associated 13. Gene Ontology annotation, biological process: filopodium assembly; lamellipodium assembly. NCBI's taxonomy places the organism in Eukaryota, Metazoa, Chordata, Mammalia, Pilosa, Megalonychidae. Bases 392 to 4207 code for a protein of 1271 amino acids. Gene Ontology annotation, molecular function: protein binding; guanyl-nucleotide exchange factor activity. Gene Ontology annotation, cellular component: cytoplasm. The transcript has 13 exons. The record is from RefSeq and is a predicted model, not a curated record.
GGCGUUUCAGGACCGCGCGCUCUGAACGUCCGCCCCCGCGUCGUGCGGGUGGGCAGGGGCGCACCUGGGACCCGCCGCGGUCCACUGCGACCCCGGGACCUCCUCCCUGUCUCUUCGGAGCCGUCUCUCUCUGGUUACUCUCGGGCUCGUCUUCCCACUUGGAACUCGGGGUAGGAUGGUGAAAUGACUCCAAAGACCCCCCUGCUGACGCGGGACGAAUGCUGAGAAAGGCAGAGGCGACGACUACAGAGCUCCAUGUGGGCAGCACUUGUGGGAGGCAGGCCGGCAGAGGCUUUGGCGACGGAAGUCUGGAACUGGGGUCAGCGGACGAAGAUGUGAGUGUGGUUCUGCGUCUCGCUGCCCUGUGGCCACAGUCUCCGGCCCCAGCAACAUGACCACUACCCAGAAUGGCCACAGGCCCGGUGCCACCGUGACCUGCUCGGUCCCUGAUGCCAAAGACCCGAAGAUGGGGACCUCCCCGUUGUGCCAGAACGGAGGGUGCUGCGGCUGCGAUGUGGAAGCCCCAGGAGCCAAAAUCAGCCCUUCCAAGUUCGUGCGCUUUUUCUCCGUGAAUAGGAAGAGAACGAGCUCAAUUACCGAGAGGCCUCGCUCAGUGGUCCUGGUAGGAAAUUCCUCCACGUGGAAUGCCCUGUCCUCCUUUCGGAAAAUGGGGUCUUUUAAGAAAUUGAAGUCCUCGGUCUUUCAAGGAAUUCAGAAUCGAGAAGGAUCAGAUGCUUCCAAGGAAGAUGCCUCAGAAAAUGAAGUGGGAAGACCCCUUCCAAAUGGUACUGUGAUCGGCGUCCAAGCAAACAGGUCCUCUUGCUUGGGGCAGGGGGGCGGCCCCCAGGAGGCAGGGGUGGGGGGCGCAUCCGAUUGCUCAGACCCCGAAGAAGCAGACGAUACCUUCCAGAGGAGCACACACCGUUCCCGCAGCAUCAGAAGAGCCUACGGCCUGGGCCGCAUCAGUUUGUUCGAUUCUGAUAGACAUCACGGGUUCCAGAGCCCUGACAGGCCCCAGUCUCCUGUCGUUCCGGAGCCCAAGGUCUGUGAAAUUCUAGUGAAAGACUCUGAAAAUAAUCGCAUCAUCUAUAGGAGGAGCAAGAGCACAGACAACUUAAACUUCCUGAAGAAAAGCUCCUUCAAACGGAAGUCCACCUCCAAUCUCACGGAUCUCAAAACGGCCAGUGAGAAGCCAGCGCCCCAAAGAACACUGAGCAGCUCAUCGGCUGACUCGGAAAAAUUCAGUGGGCUGGAGAGAAGGACGAAGCGCUGGAAGAGCCCCAUCAGGGCCAAGGACUUGGACAGAGUCCUAAAACUUGUAAGCAACGUUACGGAUGCUGCCUGGAAGAGAGAGGGUCCCAAGAAGGGGGUUCCAUCUCCUGGUGAGCCACACCCAAGGCUCCAGCUCAACAGCAGGUUGCAUGAUGACUACUCCCGACGGGUUUCCACCAGCACCGAGCAGGACAGAAGGAGAUGCACGCCACCCGUGCAUCACGCAGACGCAGCCUCUGUGGCAGCCCCUGGCUUCCAUCCAUCCGUUUCUCAGGCUCCCCAUAUAGACUCCGAGACUGCUGUCUGUCCUCUUGAAGCCAAAACCUCCUGGGCCUCAGACGGCAUCAGUCCUUGCCUUGGUGAUCCUUCCUUGAGGCCCGUUGCCCAGGAAGUGUUGAGCAAAGAUUCUGAUGGACCCAAACCUCCCAGCCAGGUUCCAGCUGAAUCCGAGCAGCCCCUCUCUCCUCUGAGGCCCACCACCCCCAAGCCCCAGAGCCCCCACAGCCCAGGGGCAGGAAAUGCCAAGCACAGCGUUAAUUUUCCCUGUGCCGACAACCACAGUGCUCUGUCCCUGAGCUCAGUGGAAAGUGAAGAAACGGCAGAAGAUUCUGCCCAGAAGGAGCAGGGUUCUGUGUCCUGCCGGGACUCAGUGCAAACCCCAGGUGGUGACGAAGGCAAGGAAGACAGCGGCAUCAGCAGCUACUCUCAGCUGAGCCUCAGCAGAGCGGCCGGUCUGGAAGGAAAGACGGAGGAGGUGGUUACGGAUGAAGCCUGGAGGAGAACAUCACCGCAAGAUGAAGAACGGACCGAGGCGCAGAGGGUCACCAGGAGGAGGUGGGGUUCUGGGAAAAGGUCAAAUCCUAGACCCCUCUCAGACUAUGGCCAGUGGGCAAGCCGGAGUCUGUCUAUUCCCGAAGACUCGGUAGCUGAAGACACCCGGAAAAUGGCCUUUGUAGAGAGUGAAAACCAGCCGAGCCCGGCGCCCACUGAUGCCACAGAGCAGAACGCAUCCAUCGGCUGCCCCAAAGGAAGCCGGAGGAGAAGACCCAUCUCCAUGAUAGGUGGGGUCAGCUUCUAUGGGAACAACCAGACGGAGGAGAUAGAGGAUCUUCUAGCCCAACCCGCACCCAGGCCUCCCGUGCCAGCUCACCAGGUGCCGCCGUACAAAGCAGUUUCCGCCCGAUUCCGUCCGUUCGCGUUCUCCCAAAGCACACCCAUCGGGCUGGAUCGCGUGGGGCGCAGGCGACAGAUGAGAGCUUCCAAUGUCUCUGCAGAUGGAGGCACCGAGUCUUCUGCCUUAGUGGAUGACAAUGGUAGUGAGGAGGAUGACAGCUAUGAAGAUCUCUGCCAGGCCAACCCCAGAUACUUACAGCCCGGUGGGGAGCAGCUGGCCAUCAACGAGCUGAUCAGCGAUGGCAGCGUGGUGUAUGCCGAGGCCCUGUGGGACCACGUGACUAUGGACGACCAGGAGCUGGGCUUCAAGGCUGGGGACGUCAUCCAGGUGCUGGAAGCUUCCAAUAAAGACUGGUGGUGGGGUCGGAAUGAGGACAAGGAAGCAUGGUUUCCCGCAAGCUUUGUCAGGUUGCGAGUCAAUCAGGAAGAGGUUUUGGAGAAUUCUACCAGCACCCAGGGCAAGGAGCAGGACGAGGAUGCUGGCAAAAGCCGCCACAAACACUCGGAAAACAAACAUCAGAUGAGGACCAACGUCAUCCAGGAGAUUAUGAACACUGAGCGGGUGUACAUCAAGCAUCUCAAGGAUAUCUGUGAGGGCUAUAUUCGACAGUGUCGCAAACACACAGGAAUGUUCACGGUUGCACAACUAGCCACCAUUUUUGGAAACAUUGAAGAUAUAUACAAAUUCCAAAGAAAGUUCCUGAAAGACCUUGAGAAGCAGUACAAUAAAGAGGAGCCUCAUUUAAGUGAAAUAGGAUCCUGCUUUCUUCAACAUCAAGAGGGCUUUGCGAUCUAUUCCGAAUACUGCAAUAACCACCCGGGCGCCUGCCUGGAGCUGGCCGAGCUGAUGAAGCAGGGCAAGUACAGGCACUUCUUCGAGGCCUGCCGCCUGCUGCAGCAGAUGAUCGACAUCGCCAUCGACGGCUUCCUCCUGACGCCGGUGCAGAAGAUCUGCAAAUACCCCUUGCAGCUGGCCGAGCUCCUCAAGUACACCACGCAGGAGCACAGUGAUUACAACAAUAUAAAGGCAGCAUACGAGGCCAUGAAGAAUGUGGCUUGCUUGAUCAAUGAGCGUAAACGGAAGCUGGAAAGCAUAGACAAGAUAGCACGAUGGCAAGUGUCCAUCGUAGGCUGGGAGGGGCUGGAUAUUUUAGAUCGAAGUUCCGAAUUGAUCCAUUCUGGGGAACUGACCAGAAUCACCAAGCAGGGCAAGAGCCAGCAGCGGACAUUCUUCCUGUUUGACCAUCAGCUCGUGUCCUGCAAGAAGGACCUGCUCCGGAGGGACAUGCUCUAUUACAAAGGCCGCAUGGACAUGGACAAGAUGGAGCUCGUGGACCUGGAGGACGGGCGGGACAAAGACUUCAACCUCAGCGUGAAAAAUGCAUUCAAGCUCGUCAGUGAGACCACCGCUGAGGCCCAUUUGUUUUGUGCCAAAAAACAAGAAGAUAAAAUGCGGUGGUUGCAGGCUUGUAGGGACGAGAGGAGAAGAGUCCAGGAAGACCGAGAGAUGGGAAUGGAAAUUUCAGAGAAUCAAAAGAAACUUGCCAUGUUAAAUGCUCAAAAGGCAGGACAUGGAAAAUCCAAAGGCUACAGUGGCUGCCCUGUGCCCCCACCACACCAGAGCUUGCAUCCCAUCCACCAGCGCCACAUCACCGUGCCGACCAGCCUCCCCCAGCAACAGGUAUUUGCCCUGGCAGAGCCCAAGAGAAAGCCUUCACUUUUCUGGCACACCUUCAAUAAACUCACGCCGUUCAAGAAAUGAACCCAUCAUGGCUCUGCUUCUAUUGAGGCAACCACCAAGAGGAGAGCCCUUUUUGGUUCUUCUGUGCUAAGUCUGAGAAAAGUGUCUUGGACCCAGUGCUGAGAACUUCCUUCUGGGAUCAGUGAAGGAGAAAAGGACACGGACACACCUUCAGCCUGCAGAAACCCAGCUGCCUUCUCAGAAGGGCGGAGGGUCAUGACGCAGAGCUCAAACAUACACAAGGCCCCUCUGCGACUCGCUCUGUUGGGAACCAGAAACGGGUUCUGGAAUGAAUGCUGAGCUCACCGACCUCAAGGAGCCACCGGUGAUGGGCACGUUCUUUCCCACGACGCCCAGUGCUGCCAUUCCAAACCCAGAGCAAGAGCACGGGGCGCUCUUUCCAUUCCUAAGGAGUGACUAGAUUAGAGUCCGCUUUGCAGUUGAUCUUGAAGGGAACCAUCGUGAUGGGGUUUCCACAAUCCUGCCUCUCGCUAGCCCGUGGUUGGUGAGACCUAGAAGGAAAGCCGUUAGGUUCUUGCAUCCUGCUAGGGAACUGCUGUGGAGAUGGCCGUGGUGUUCCCUCGUGUCAUCUAAAUCGCACAGUUGCCAAAUGGUCAUACAGGCUUCAUCUUACAAGCUUCCUCUUCCUCCAGCCUAAGGGAGAAAGAACCUGAUGGGAUUCACUCAUCACCGGGUGGGCUGCUUGACCUGCAAAGCAGAGUGACUUAUAUUCCACAGCUGCUGCUGCGUUCGAGAGAGGGAGUGAAAAAUCCUUCUGCCAGCUGGAUUUGUUCUUAAGUCAGGUCCUCUCCUGCCGGGUGCACUCUGUCAUUCCACAAGCAGAAAUUACGCCCUGCCCAGCCAUCCAUCAUCACCUAAGAAACUCUACCAUUCAAGCAUAUCUGUUUGUGGUUUUUUUUAAAAGAAACAUUUAUUUUUAUUGUUAUGAUAAAGAAAAUGUAUAAACAAGCAGAAUUGAAAGCGAUCUUAAGGAGCACGGAUGCACUUCCUCAAUCAGUUGUCUGUGACAACUUAACCGACACAGACACACACAUUCUACUUAGGAGGCGUGAAAGUGUCAGCACCUCCCUCCUGGGGAUUUGAAGCAGACUUCUUUGCAUAAACCCCAAACAGUAGUCCUAACAUUGCCAUUAUUUGCAUGUCAACAGGUUUCUAAAGUUUCAUUCUUUAUAAAGGAGACCUUAACAAAAUACGUAGACUCAAAGAUAGUAGCCUUUUUAUAACCAAGGCCAUACUGGCUGAUUCCUGUAGAUAAUAAUCUCCUUUUCUUUGUCUAUACUGUAAAUUUUGAUGAAAAUUCCUUUUUAAAAUAUGCCUGGCUCUGCUAGAGAGAUGCCAUUUGAAUUUACCCGGUACACUGGACUGGAGUGUAUUGUACACCACAAUUCCUGGAUGUCUGUUUGAGAAGCCCUUUUUGUGUGUGCUAUUCUUGGAAAGCUCUUUCUUCUGAUAGGUAUAUGCUUGAAAAUAAACAAAUCUGUAAUGUCAAAGACACACGUACGGUCAAAGUCUCCAGGUGUGUGGUUCCUCCGAGCUCCUCCACCCGUCCCACCCCCACCCCCACCGGGUCCAGAGCUGUUCCUGAGGGGUUAGACCAUCCUGCAUCCAGAAGAACAAAUCUUGGGUCUCUCUAAUGGGCCUUUACAGCGUUAUGUAAAAGCUACUCAUGAAAUCUCAUUUGUUCAUGCCCCAGGGAUUCUACAUGUGCUUGCUUAUUUAUAGUCAGUAUUGCCAAGAAGUUGUAACACUCUAUGAUUAAUGACCCUGUGGUCGCUGCCGUGGGCCUUCAAGCUGUGUGUCCUGAGAGAGAAGUUGCUUUUAUGAGGAAGAUUCUCAGGAGGUGCUGUGGUUGAGUGUGUGUGUGUGUGUACGUGUGUGUAUGUUUCCUUUCUAAUAGACAUCUCAAUUUUUGUUGCAUUUAUAUAACUGAUCUUCUUGCUAGUAAAAUAUAAUUACAUAUUUUGAAAACUGUACUUAAUAUGAUUUUCCAGGAAACCUCAUCAAUAACCGUAGGGGUCUCUGUGCUAAAUAGAGUUGUUUGUAUGUAUAGAAAUCUUGAACAGUUGUGUGUGUUUUUUUAAUGUUACAGAAGAGAAUUGCUUUAAGGAAAUAAGGAGAAUUGAUUUGCUUGUGUUACAUUUUCAGUGAGGAUUAAAUUCAUGUAGAGUCGCUCAAAGGGCUUCCUUUUACUAAUAUAAAAAUGGGUCAUGAGGAAAUGCUUUUAAGUUCUGUGACCAUUCCUGAUUUAUUUCCCAGCUGAGCCCUAACUUCUGGUUCCCACCUCCACCUCCCUGGGCUUUGUAAUAGAAACACAUGAACACCGGAACAUACUUUUGUUCAGUCAAGUUCAAUUCCACUGCAACCUAGAAAAGCCCCAAGGCUGUCCCAGUAAGUUUUGUGUGGUAUGAGAAUCACUUAAUCAAAUAUUUGUCCUAGGUCAAAUCCUAGGACAGAUCCUAGUUACAUCCUACCUAGAUCUUCAGCUGAUUUUGAAAACUGCUAAAAUAUUUUUAUAAAAAUAACCCAUCAUUUGGAUUUUAUUACUAAAAGCCUGAAUUCUGCAAAGGAUAGAAGACUUGAAUAUUCUAAUGUUAAGUUUGCCAAACUCACUUAUUGAUUUAAGUCACAUGUUUCUCUUGGAAAGAAAAAGAGAGAAAUAAAAGAACCUUCUGUAUGGAUCACGUAUGAAUUUCAUUGGAAAGCUCACUUUCUCUUUCUCUUUUUCACCUUACAUUCCAUAAUAUAGGUAGGAAAAAAUAAAGAUGGUAUAACACUUUGAUGAAUUUUGGCUAUUCUAUCCUUCAUUUGUAUCCAAGAAUUUGCAGCUUCUGGUGAAAGACAGUUAAAAUGGCCCAUGAUCAAAACCAAAGUUACAAAUUUUCAUUAUACUUAAAAUAUAUAAUAACCCUGCAAUAGAUUAUAAGCAAUUGAAAAAUAGAAUAUUUGUAAAAUUCCUGAAUACAUUGCAUUCUUCGUCUUUGGCCUACAAAUUAGAGAGAGGGUAGCAACAAUUUACCGUAGCUUUCAUGGAAUCACAUCUGCCUAGUUAGGUUUCUGUGGAACUAAUGAUUUUUUUUUUCUGGUAGAUCUAAUUUUGUCGUUGAAAACAUUUCACCACCAUCUGCAUGCUAUUUAUGAAUAUUGUGCCCUUUUUUUUCAGAUGAAGGCAAACCCAUGCCUGCUAAGGAAAUCCCAUCACCCUGUAUUGCCAUUGUCUAGAGACAAAGCAAACGUGCCUUUAGUUCAAAAUUCUGUUCACUGUGCAAAUCUUUUGUUAAAAACAUGUAAUAGGCAGCAUUUUGCCAGCUGGAGAUUUCUACAUGCCCAAAUUGCUGAUACUCCUUAAUGCAAACUAAUUUAAUAGCCUAGCCAGAAUAGAGCAGCCUGUUACCUGGAGUUAGGGAGAUCAUUGCUGUAUUAGUAUUUUGAUGCACAGUCACUGAACAGUGCCAAGAGAGUGAAAAAAAUGUCCUUUCAGUGACUUACAGACCAAAAGAAGUCAUACUACCAGUUGACACAAAUCUACUUCUAGUUUCGACUGUUAGAAAACAAAAUUGUUCCUGUAAUAAGCUUAACCUGCAAACUGUUCUCUUUGUUAUAAUUUCAGUUGGCUCAUCUAUUGUCAAGAUGGCAGUGAAAGUGGAGUCCCAAAAACUUUGGAAAAAAAUAAGUAGAUACUAUCUGGCCUCAGGGAAAAAAAACAAACAAAACAGAGGCUUAAAUACCUGACGCAGUUUAUUUAGUUACAACACACAAUUUUCUUUAUUGCCUUUUGUUAUUUCAUGGGCAUUGGCACUGUAUUUAGAAAACCGUUCUAACUGAUUCAGUAAUUUAAUCAUGUUGGUUUUUGUUUUGUUUGUUUUUUUUCUGGAAAUAUUAGCCUUGAUUAAGUAUGAACUGCUUACCUACCUUGCAAGGCUUUUGGCAACGUUUUCCUUUCAUUUUAACUCAUCAACAUCAAGAUGAUGUUUCUGUGUAAGUCAAGGGACAGCUUCAAACCUGACGAAUUAGCUGUUGACGGCUGAGGUCUGGUGUACAAGACUGCUAUAACUUGAUAUGUAUUUUUGUUGAAUGAAGUUUUUUGUAAAGAAAAAUUUACGAUGUUAUUUCAAUGAUUGCUUUUCUUGUAAAUGAUGUGAAUCUCUAUUUGUUGUUUUGUAUCUGUAUAUUAAAAUCAGUUUGCCAAACCAUU